This is a messenger RNA of Physcomitrium patens, 2770 nucleotides long. Its product is annotated as putative clathrin assembly protein At1g14910. Gene Ontology annotation, molecular function: phosphatidylinositol-4,5-bisphosphate binding; clathrin heavy chain binding; SNARE binding. The record is from RefSeq and is a predicted model, not a curated record. Lineage: Eukaryota; Viridiplantae; Streptophyta; Bryopsida; Funariales; Funariaceae. Gene Ontology annotation, cellular component: clathrin-coated pit; clathrin-coated vesicle. Gene Ontology annotation, biological process: vesicle budding from membrane; clathrin coat assembly; clathrin-dependent endocytosis.
AUUAUUGACGUGCAUCAGAUUUGCUCAUUGCUAUGGUGUCCUGAUGCAACGGCUUGUCGAACAGAGAUGGAGACCCCAAAUUGAAUUGUAGUCCAGAUAAGGAGAAAGUUAGGCUAUGAGUAUCGUGUUGUGAAGUUCAUGAAAAUUUCGGCGAGAGUUGCAUUAUUACCAUCACCCUCACAAGCACCAUUUGAGUUUUUUAAAUUGGUAGUUUUUGAGACACUGCUAAGUGGAUACCAGCACCAGGAUUCAGUAAAAGUUUGAAUUUUGCAUUCGUGACAACGUUGCAGCCCAGUUGGGCACAGAAGGAAAGUGUGCGCGGCAACCUUGAUGCAUCAAGAGGUGUCUUCCGAUUGAGUGUCAUUCCUAUUUUGCUAGAGAGGUCCCAAACCAAACCGUCAGUUUCUUGUAGUGAAUUUGUAGCGAUUUCGAGGGGGAAUUUCAACUGAGAUAGAGUAGGCAUUGAAUUUCAAUUCGCUUCUUCACUGAGCCUCUCUUCGGUUAUGAAUCAGUUGCCUUGUGUGACACGUAAGAAUCUCCGGGCGAGUGCAUGAAAGGAUGAGCAGCUCAAGCAGCCUCCGUAAGGUUAUCGGUUCCAUCAAGGAUACCACAAAAGUUGGUGUAAUCGCACUUAAUAGCGACUACAAGGAGCUUGAGAUCGCGGUGGUGAAAGCAACCAGUCAUGUGGAGUGCCCACCAAAGGAGAAACAUGUGCGAACUAUAUUUUUGGCAACAUCAUCAUCGAGACCGCGAGCAGAUGUGGCGUAUUGCAUUCACAAACUUGCAAGACGCAUUGCCAAAACACACACAUGGACGGUUGCAUUGAAGUCAAUGAUGGUGAUUCACAGAACACUAAGGGAAGGAGAUCCCACUUUCCGAGAUGAGCUUCUCAAUUAUGCCCGUAACCGAGGACAUGUUCUAAACCUAUCCAAUUUCAAGGAUGACUCUAACCCUAGUGCAUGGGACUACUCAGCAUGGGUGCGCACAUAUGCCUUAUAUCUUGAAGAGAGACUCGAAUGUUGUCGUGUUUUGAAGUAUGACGUUGAAGCUGAGCGAACAUCGAACCACAGUCGGACGAGGGAGCUUGGUACUGAUGAAUUGUUGGAGCAUCUGCCUGCAUUGCAACAGCUCCUGCACCGACUUAUGAAUUGCCAGCCCGAGGGAGCAGCGAUCUCAAAUUAUGUUAUUCAAGCAGCUUUGAGCUUGUGUCUAAAGGAGAGCUUCAAGAUUUACCGUGCGAUUAAUGACGGCAUCAUUAACCUGGUAGACAAGUUCUUUGAAAUGACUCGAAACUACUCAAUAAACGCUUUGGAAAUCUACAAACGAGCAACCCUUCAGGCUGCAAGACUUGUGGAGUUUUUCGAGAUGUGCAAAGGCUUGGACUUUGCUCGUAAUUUUCAAUUUCCUCAUCUAGAGCAGCCCCCAAAGUCGUUUCUUUACACCAUGGAAGACUACAUAAGGGAUGCUCCCCGCAUUCAAGAGGAAGUUGACGAACGCUAUCCCAAGAUGCUAACCGCAUCCGGUUACACAAGCAACGACGGUGCAACACCUCCAGCUGUUCAGCCGAUGGCUGAGGAAUUCUUCACUCCACCUCGAUCCGUAGAGUGGGAUCUAAUGGAAUUGAACGAUGUGUUGCAGGCGGAAAACAAUUCAUCGAAUUCUGGUCUUUACUCACCAAGUACAGCGCAGCCACCGCAAGUCACGGGUUGGGAACUUGCUCUUGUUUCGAACUUAGGAACCCGUGCUGCCAGUGCAUCUGCUCCCAGUGACAGGGUGUCUGGUUUUGAUAAGCAGUUGUUGAACAGCUUGUACGAUGACGCAAUGCAAAGAACAUUCCAAGCAGCAGGGACCCAGAACAGCGCUAGUCCAGUCUCAUCCGGAUCAACAAACCCCUUCGAGGACAUCAUUUUCGCAUCCAGCAACUAUGCGCUGGCAUCCCCGGUGGCGCACCGAGAUCCCUUCCUACGCCAGCAGCAGCAACAACAUAGGCUGUCCAGAAUGUCGAAUAACAAUCCUCCUCCCUCUGGCAACAACCCCUGGGGAUUGUCGCCAGUGAGGAGCCCCCAGUCGUCAACUUCACCACCACCUCAGCUGGCGUUGCCACCACCAUCCAAGUAUCAGCGGGAGGGUGGGUACUUUGACAGCAAUUCGCUGCGAAUUCCCAACUUGCUGUGAUUGCUGUGCAUACAUUUGCAAGUGAUUGCUGUGCGCACACACACACACACGCACACGCACAAGGAAGUGGACAGUGGAAAGUGUUGGAGCUCUCUCUCCCUCCCUCUCUCUCUCCUUCACUCUGUUUCAGGGGCAGGAGCGGGCGAGCGGGCAGGGAAGCCCAUGGGACGGGCAGGGCACACAACCUCUCCAUCACACACAUGAAUCAGCCCCCAGACGGCACCGGCACGGGCAGCUGGCUUGAGAGUGCGGUCGGCAGGAGAGAGGGGCAGGGGGGAAGAAGCAGUAGGCCCAGAAAUGGGUCCAUCCACAAAUUCCUUCAUUCAUCUGCAUGAAUAAUAAUGGGGGGGGGUCAGAACGGAGCAAUGGCCCCCGCCACCACUUCCGUUUCUGCAUGAGAGUGAGGCCCUCCUGACUCCACAACAUUCGUCCAGACCCCCCAUGGAACCAACCCUUGUUAAUAUGGAUGAUGCUUCUAUUUCAAGCAGACCCCAAUGCUUCACAACUAACAAUCCGCAUUUUGCUAUUCCCUCCCUUACAAGGGAAAUCAUGUCACACACUCCAUUAUAUUUCUAAUAUUUUAUUUAUUAUUUUA